ACCUGAUAUAGUGAAGACAAUAUAGUGCACAUUGUUUGUUUUACUAGUAAAUUAUUUUGAUAAAUAGUGUCUAGUGCGCCCAAAAGGACUGUCAAAUUAAUAGGUGAACUUACCAAAAUCUCGAAGAAUGUCUCGAUAUCACUUCAUUAUUUCUGUCUGCGUUGCAGUCUCCUACGCAGUUUACAUAGCUGCAGACAACGAGGCCUUAGCCACAAACGACGAGAGCAGAGACACAGAGCUUGUGCGACGAUGCUUCCAUUUCACUUGGCUGGGUCCCAGAUGGAAUAACAACAGUGUGUUCCUGAACGCUACGUGCCAGGACGCGACGCGGCUAGCCAGUGGGGUGCCUUGCGUCGAACCGCUCGUUGUCUCGUAUGAUGGGUCAUGGCCAGACGUGGAAUAUAUUUGGAGAAACCAUUUAGGAAAUGCUUCUUGCAUCCUAGCUAACAACGACGUAUGCGCCCAAUACACGUAUUAUUUCGACGGACAUGUUGACAAUUCGACAUAUUUGUGCACGAGAGCGAUAGAUUCCAAUGGGCAGGCCAUCACCAGCGGAUGUCAUGAACAAAGAAAUGGGAGUUACGUCACUAGAGCCUGCUUCUGUCAAACAGUGGAAGGAGGAUUCCCCUGCAAUAACGCUGUUGUAUCAAAAAUAAAUACUGUUUUAGUCACUCUGUUUGCUAUUGUUGUGAUAUUUAAUUCUAAUGUUGCUUAAUAAACGAAGUAAUUACAUCGUAAA
Molecule: messenger RNA, 739 nt
Organism: Helicoverpa armigera (cotton bollworm)
Lineage: Eukaryota; Metazoa; Arthropoda; Insecta; Lepidoptera; Noctuidae
Exons: 4
Coding region: 128-715 (195 amino acids)
Source: RefSeq, a predicted model, not a curated record